GCCAAGCUUUUGCGCGCCUUUCCGGAAGUGCUCAUCAUGAUCAAAGGUAUCAGCGCAGCUGCUCGGUCCGUUUUCUUCACCAUCUUUCUGCUGAUCUUGGUGUUGUACAUCUUCGGCAUAGCCUUCACGCAAAUUUGCUCAGGGCCAGAUACUCCAAGCGAUCUGCGAGCGAAGUUCCUCAACGUUCCGGAAUCCAUGCUGACACUGCUGUUCCACGGAGUGUUCAUGGACGACAUGGUGGAUCUGCUCACUCCGCUGCGACAGAACGCCCUUGCUUUCGCCAU
Messenger RNA from Symbiodinium pilosum, 284 nucleotides. Lineage: Eukaryota; Dinophyceae; Suessiales; Symbiodiniaceae. The record is from the annotation of a GenBank genome assembly.